This is a messenger RNA of Colletotrichum godetiae, 1752 nucleotides long. RefSeq names its product asparaginyl-tRNA synthetase. The record is from RefSeq and is a predicted model, not a curated record. Gene Ontology annotation, molecular function: ATP binding; nucleic acid binding; asparagine-tRNA ligase activity. Gene Ontology annotation, biological process: asparaginyl-tRNA aminoacylation. The transcript has 2 exons. NCBI's taxonomy places the organism in Eukaryota, Fungi, Ascomycota, Sordariomycetes, Glomerellales, Glomerellaceae. The coding region runs from base 1 to 1752 and encodes 583 amino acids. Gene Ontology annotation, cellular component: cytoplasm.
AUGGCCGCCCCUCAAGAGUUGGCCGAGCGUCCCAAAACGGAGGACAAGGUCUACGUCGACACCGACGCCGGCGCCGACGAGCCCUCGACCCAGGGCACCGAGUCCUCCCCCUUCAAGUCCCUUGCCGCCGCCUACAUCGCCAACAACGAGAACUUCACCUCGCGCCAGUUCCUCACCCGCGCCUCCAAGACGGGCGACGACGAGGCCGCCCGCCUCGAGUGGAAGGAGCCCGCAAAGAGCGCCGUGAAAAAGGCCCAGUCCGCCCUCGACGCCCACCGCAAGAAGCUCGUCAAGCAGGCCCAGAUCGAGGCCAAGGAGGAGGAGCAGAAGAAGGCCCGCCAGCAGGCCCUCGAGACCGCCAAGCAGAUCGUCAUCAAGGAGGACGAGUCCCUGCCCGCCGCGAAGCGCAUCACCAUCGCCGACAAGACCGUCGUGCUGGGCGAGGGCGAUAAGAAGGGCGACCGCGUCAAGAUUGCUGGCCGCAUCCACAGGCUGCGCGCCCAGAAGCAGGCCACCUUUAUCACCCUCGUCGACGGCUACGGACACCUCCAGUGCGUGCUCCAGGCCGGCGACCUCACAAAGACGUACGACGCCCUCACCUUUGCUCAGGGAACCUCCCUCUGGGUCUACGGUGAGCUGAAGAAGGUCCCCGAGGGACAGACGGCCCCGGAUAACCGUGAACUCCACGUCGACUACUACAAGGUUAUUGGUACUUCACCCUCGGACGAGGAUGCCAUCACCAACAAGGUCUCGCUGCUGCAGAACCAGUGGGACUCCCAGAUGCUGGACAGCCGCCACUUGGUUCUCCGCGGCGACAACGCGUCCGCCAUCAUGAAGAUCCGCGCCGCCGUCGAGUGGGCCUUCACCAAGACCUACAAGGACCUCAAGAUGACAAAGGUUUCCCCCCCAGCUCUGGUCCAGACCCAGGUCGAGGGCGGUUCCACGCUCUUCUCCGUCCCCUACUACGACGAGGCUGCCUACCUCACCCAGUCCUCCCAGCUGUACCUCGAGACCGUCCUCCCCAGCUUGGGCAGCGUCUACUGCAUCGAAAAGUCCUUCCGCGCCGAGCGCAGCUUGACCCGCAGACACUUGUCAGAGUACACCCACGUCGAGGCGGAGCUCGACUUCAUCGAGUUCCCCGACCUGCUCGCCCAUCUCGAGGAGGUCAUGUGCCGCGUCAUCGACAACGUCCUGGCCGACGAGGAGAUCGCCGCAUACGUCAAGGAGCUUAACCCCGACUUCAAGAAGCCCGUCCGCCCCUUCUUGCGCAUGAAGUACACCGACGCCAUUGACUGGCUUAACGCCCAAGACCCCCCUAUUCUCAACGAGGACGGCGAGACCCACAAGUUUGGCGACGACAUUGCUGAGGCCGCCGAGCGCAGGAUGACCGACAUCAUCAACAAGCCCAUCUUCCUCACCCACUUCCCCACCGAGAUCAAGGCCUUCUACAUGAAGAAGGACCCCAACGACCCGCGUGUCACCGAGAGCGUUGACUGCCUGAUGCCCGGCGUCGGAGAGAUUGUUGGUGGAUCGAUGAGAAUGGAGGGCUACGACGAGCUCCUCGCCGCCUACGACAGAGAGGGAAUUCCGUCAAAGGACUACUACUGGUACACUGACCAGAGAAAGUACGGUACCUCUCCCCACGGCGGCUACGGUCUCGGCCUAGAGCGUUUCCUGGCCUGGAUGGCCAACCAGCACACCGUCCGUACGACAUGCUUGUACCCCCGCUACAUGGGACGCUGCAAGCCUUAG